CAGUGCGCGCAAUCAAAACAUUAGCGCUAGCGUUUACUCUGCAGAUCGCUUUACUCAGUCGAAUUUGGGGCAGUCUUUCUGUCGUUUUAUCUUAAUUAACUUUAAAUUAUCACUCCUGUGCUGUGUGAAAAGUGUAGGUAGCGUGCAGUGACGACGAUGUCCUAAUCUCGGGCUAGCGACAGUUUUAUGGUACCUCAAUUACUGCAGCAAAGAGAGGAGCGUCUGCUGCAGAGUGUGGAAGUUGUGUAAUCUGUCGCCCUAAAUUCCAGCGAGUGUUCUUCUGAUGGAACGUCUGGAGCUGAUUUUAUAGGAUAUCAGGAGAGAUUUCGAAAGUUCGGUGAGAAUCCCAGAAUGGCGUUGAUGAAAUCGUGGAACUUUGUGUUCGUGCUGGUGUGGCUGUCGCUACUUUUUGCAGCCGGUAUUCAUCUGUUUUCCAAGGGAUUCCUGUUGACACGAAUUUCCCAAACCGAUUUCAACACCUGUACGAGAUAUGAAGACUACCGAUGUGAAAAUGAUAAGGAUUAUAAGGAAACCUGCAAUGGUUCGGAGAAGGUGGCUUCCAUCCUGCGAGACGUGAACAAGUCUGCGAACAUUUGCCUUCCGCAGAAAAGCAAAGUUAUUCUGUUGGUGAUCGAUGCCCUUCGGUACGACUUUGGGACGUUCGAUCCGGAUUUGAAGCACCCUCUACCCUAUCAGAACAAGCUGCCGAUAAUGACGGAGUUGAAGAAUCGCUUUCCGGAUCACACUCGUAAGGUGAAGUUUGUGGCUGAUCCACCCACGACCACACUUCAACGAUUGAAGGGCAUGACGACCGGAAGCUUGCCCACGUUUAUCGAUAUUGGGUCGAACUUUGCCUCUCCGGAGAUCAACGAGGACAAUGUGGUGGACCAGUGGGUCAGGAAUAAUAAGACGGCAGUUUUCUUGGGUGACAGCACGUGGACAGAACUGUUUCCAGGAAGAUUCAAGCGGAAAUACGACUACCCUAGUUUUAACAUUCACGAUUUGGAUACGGUGGAUAGGGCUAUUGAAAACUAUCUCCCGCGCGAAAUUACCAAAAAAGAUUGGGAUGUCAUCAUCGGACACUUUCUGGGGGUGGAUCACUGUGGACACCGCUAUGGACCUCUACAUGAUGAGAUGGCAAGGAAGUUGGGAGAAAUGGACGCAGUCAUAAGAAAUAUCACGGAGCAGAUGGAUGACCAAACGACCUUGAUUGUCGUGGGUGACCAUGGUAUGACACAAACAGGUGAUCACGGAGGAGAGUCCUUGGACGAAGUCGACGCCUUGUUCUUCAUGUACUCGAAAGGGACCCCGCUGUUGCCGCAAGAGUACGAUGAGCACAAAACGGCCAUUCAACAGAUUGAUUUGGUUCCACUGCUUUCCUCUUUACUUGGGGUUCCCAUUCCUUACUCAAAUUUAGGACAAAUCAACUUCCAGCUACUUCCGGACACCAGAAUUGAUACGUUUUUGAAGUACCAAUCGGCAAUGCUACAUUUAUGGCAAAAUGCCCGACAGAUCCAGAAUUACUUCCAACAAUACGCCGAAUCCAACAAGGGAACAUUCACGGUAGAUCAGCUGGAUGAUUUCGAGAAUAAAUUCCUCAUGCUUACUCAACGAGUCAACACGGUGUAUACGGAGGCAGCCUUCCAAAGUUUCUCCAAAGAUCUUCGCCUCUACCUGAAGGACAUCUUGGAGAGUUGUCGCGAAAUCUGGGUCAAGUUCGAUGCACAAAUGAUCUCACACGGUCUUCUGGUAACAUUCCUGACUUGCUUUGCCACGUUUAUCUUGAUUGCCAACUCCACUGCUCAUCAACUAGGACAGAUAUUCAACGGACAAGUAAUCUAUUACAUUCUCGUACUGAGCUUCAUGGCAGGAGCGUCCGGAUACUUCUUCCACCGGGAUUUCAACAUGUCCUCGGCUGAGCAUGGCACGAUUUUCUUCGCAUCCAUUGCCUCCAUCGGAAUACUGUUCUUCCUGAUUAUCCAAAACUGGGCAAACAUCACCGAAAACAUCAGCCAAUACAACCACAAGAAGAACUUUGUCACCAGAAUCUCCUUCGCGUUCACAACCUGCGUGUUCUUCUCCAACAGCUUCAUCAUUCAGGAACAGAAAAUAUUGUCCUACGUGCUGAUUGGAUUCUUCCUGCUCGCCAUGUACAACGUUCAAAAGAACAGCCACUUCAAGGUAGUACGUUUCCGAUGGCCCACGUUACGUAAAUCGACCUUCCUGAAGCUGUUGUCGCUUGCACUGUUCGGAAUCUCGUUGGUUCGCUUCUCCAGUAAUUAUUUCCGCUGUCGAGAGGAACAAGGAAACUGCACAGACUACCUAGUAAAGGCUCCAACUCCAGAUGCCAGGCGCAAAACGGGUCCGGAGUUUGAUCUGGUCCCGAUUGUUGCACUCGUUUGCUACAUCAUCUGUGCACGGUACUACCUUAGAGCUUGUGGAAACCUCACAGGGAAUUCCUUCAAUAUCCUUUUGGCACGAUAUGGACCACCGUUAGGUGCGAUUUGUGCUUGCGGACACUUCACCUUGGCCAUGAACAACACCAAAGGUGUCCCUCAGAUUCACGUGGAUGCAUUUGCGUGGACAGUUUACAUCCUUCUGCUGAUACAAAUCGUUACCAUCCUGAUCCGACCACUCAUGAUCUUCAUCCUACCGAAAAAGAAGGAAAUGAUGAACAUCCUUUACGGUGACCAAACCAAUCCGGCUCCUGAGAUCUACAGGCAGCUUCGCGACAGCUACAACUCCAAAUCCACCCCCUCGGAUUCAGACGAAGUCCCGAUCGUUUGCGGCCUAGCCACCGUCUACUCGUCCGUAUUCCUCUCCAUUGGAGUUUUCGUAGUAAUAUUGCUGGCCCUCCUCCUUGGCGCCAACGGAACAGCCGGUCUAAUACUGACCCUCGUCGUCACCAUAAGCUACGGGAUCAUCACCUCCAUUCUGCAGUACGAGAGCUCAACCAAUCUCCUGUCCUGCUUGCAGCCUUCCUUCACGACCCUCCUCGCCUGGAUCAUCCUCAUGCAGUUCGGAUUCUACGCCACGUCCCACCAACCGACCAUGUCGCAAAUCGAUUGGAACGCGGCCUUCGUAGGCCGCACUUGGUACUACGACAACAACAAUGUCAUUUCCGCAGCACUGGUCCUCCUCAACACCUUCUCCGUGACAUUCCUUUUGUGCGUCCUUUUCCCACUGAUCAUCUUCACCCCGUUUUGCGUGUACACCAUGUGGCCCUCGUUAGCCCAAAAAAUCUACCAGAAAUCAUCCAACACAAAACGAAAUGCCAAAAGCUCGCGGAAAACGGACGCCGGGACCGUGGAGUACCGCAGCGUUACGGUCAAUAAGCUGGAGGACGAAGAACGGGAAGAAAACGGGGAGCAAGCAAACGCGAAGGCGAUCGAUUUCGAUGUGACCAAGGGCGAGAUCAAUCUGUACGAGAACGAGAAGCUGUUUUUGGGGAGCGCCUUCAAGACGGCGUGUCAGCUGCUGUUGAUUCAAGGCAUUCGGAUAUUCUGUGCCAUGUUUGCAUGCACUUUGCACUGCCGCCAUCUGAUGGUGUGGAAGAUCUUCGCACCGCGUUUCAUCUACGAAGGCAUCGGUAGCUACGUGGCCUUCAUUGGUCUGAAUCUGGGUUUCCUGCUGCUGCUCCGGAUCCAUCGUGCCGUUAACAAUCUCAUCAGUCAGAUCAACAAGGACCGAUAGACUGUCUAUCCGCCAUGUACCAAGCAAUUGGAGCUUCGAAAUACCACGCGGAACCCAAUAUAAGUCUAGUCCCAUAGACGUAGCCAACGCGGGUGUUGUACGCUGAAAAUUUCAUCCGCAUUUACAAAAAUGUAGAUUAUUAUUUAUUUGAAAUAAAUUUGAGUUCAUGUUUCAUUAUCGUUAUUUAAUAAUUAAAUAUUAGGAAUGCGCAAACUUUCAUUUCCCGUUUCAAUGUAACUCUUAAUCAUUCGAUUUAUUGCACUGUAUGACCUACCCCACCCUGUUGCACUUACGAAAUAAAAAAAGUUAUACAAGUCGUUUCAAUUGAGUCGACAACUGAAAUAA
Molecule: messenger RNA, 4038 nt
Organism: Aedes aegypti (yellow fever mosquito)
Lineage: Eukaryota; Metazoa; Arthropoda; Insecta; Diptera; Culicidae
Gene: PIG-O
Product: GPI ethanolamine phosphate transferase 3
Exons: 3
Coding region: 352-3693 (1113 amino acids)
Biological process (GO): GPI anchor biosynthetic process
Cellular component (GO): endoplasmic reticulum membrane
Molecular function (GO): mannose-ethanolamine phosphotransferase activity
Source: RefSeq, a predicted model, not a curated record